Messenger RNA from Loxodonta africana (African savanna elephant), 1849 nucleotides. It is a transcript of the gene RHO, whose product is annotated as rhodopsin. The record is from RefSeq and is marked provisional. Gene Ontology annotation, cellular component: plasma membrane; photoreceptor outer segment. NCBI's taxonomy places the organism in Eukaryota, Metazoa, Chordata, Mammalia, Proboscidea, Elephantidae. Gene Ontology annotation, biological process: visual perception; cellular response to light stimulus; phototransduction. Gene Ontology annotation, molecular function: G protein-coupled photoreceptor activity.
CCCAGAGUCAUUUGCUGGCGUCCUGGUGACUGAUCCCAGGCUUGGGCAGCAUCUUCAGGUUGUAGCGCGUGGGCAGCCUUGAGGCCGCAGCCAUGAAUGGGACAGAAGGCCCGAAUUUCUACGUGCCCUUCUCCAACAAGACGGGUGUGGUACGCAGCCCCUUCGAGUACCCGCAGUACUACCUAGCAGAGCCAUGGCAGUUCUCCAUGCUGGCCGCCUACAUGUUCCUGCUUAUCGUGCUUGGCUUCCCCAUCAACUUCCUCACGCUCUACGUGACCGUGCAGCAUAAGAAGCUGCGCACACCACUCAACUACAUCCUGCUCAACCUGGCCGUAGCCAACCAUUUCAUGGUCUUUGGCGGCUUCACCACCACCCUCUAUACCUCUCUGCAUGGAUACUUCGUCUUCGGGUCCACUGGAUGCAACCUGGAGGGCUUCUUUGCCACCCUGGGCGGUGAAAUCGCCCUGUGGUCGUUGGUGGUCCUGGCCAUCGAGCGGUAUGUGGUGGUGUGUAAGCCCAUGAGCAACUUCCGCUUCGGGGAGAACCACGCCAUCAUGGGUGUCGCCUUCACCUGGGUCAUGGCUCUGGCCUGUGCUGCGCCACCCCUCGUUGGCUGGUCCAGGUAUAUCCCUGAAGGCAUGCAGUGCUCAUGUGGGAUCGACUACUACACGCUCAAGCCCGAGGUCAAUAAUGAGUCCUUCGUCAUCUACAUGUUUGUGGUCCACUUCACCAUCCCUAUGACCAUCAUCUUCUUCUGCUACGGGCAGCUGGUCUUCACGGUCAAGGAGGCGGCUGCCCAGCAACAGGAGUCAGCCACCACCCAGAAGGCGGAGAAGGAGGUCACCCGCAUGGUCAUCAUCAUGGUCAUCGCGUUCCUGAUCUGCUGGGUGCCCUAUGCUAGCGUGGCCUUCUAUAUAUUCACCCACCAGGGCUCUGACUUCGGGCCCAUCCUCAUGACCCUCCCAGCGUUCUUUGCCAAGAGCUCUGCCAUCUACAACCCCGUCAUCUACAUUAUGAUGAAUAAGCAGUUCCGGAACUGCAUGCUCACCACCAUCUGCUGCGGCAAGAACCCAUUCGGUGAGGAAGAGGGCUCCACCACCGCCUCCAAGACGGAGACCAGCCAGGUGGCCCCGGCCUAAGCCCUACCGAAGGCUCUGCGCCAGCUAGAGGAGAGGCAUACCCCCCGCACCUGCCCCAAGCCAUAGCCGCCCCACCAGCAGGGUGCCUGUUGGAACCAGGCCACACAGGUUCCCUGAUUUAAAAGAAGAAAAAUAAAAAUCAUGAACUAACGAGAGAAAAAUGAAGCUGCCCCCUCGGUGGGGUCAGCCUGAGGAGGGACCGCACCGAGACCCCAAUCUGGAGUUCCCAGGGGCUGAUGGGACCUGUCUGCCUCCUCCCUCCUCAUCUCUCAGGAACACAAGGACUCUUGCUCUCUGGAAAGUGUCCCUGCUUAGGGAUAAGUGUCUAGCACAGAGAGGGGCACAUAGUAGGUGCUUAAUAAAAGCUUGAUGGAUGAAGGAAGGAAUGGAUGGAGGAAAGAAUGGAGGAACGAAUGGCUGGGAAAAAUCUACCUGUCCUCUCAAAAGCAUCUUAGCAACAGCAGCUCAUACUUUUGGUUAUGUGACCUUGGGCAGUUGCUUUCCCUCCGGAGCCUCUCUUUCUUGCCCCAUAGAACAGAAAUCCCAAUCCUGGACCUGCCUCCUACCUAGGGCUGCUGUGAAGAUCAGAUGAGAUUGUGUGUGUGUGUGUGUGUGCGUGCACAUGUGCACGCAUGUGUGUAAGCACUUUGUAAAUGAUAAAGAGCUGUACAGACUGUAGUUAACGUCAUGAAUAAUACCUAUUAAUAUGA